CUUUCGCUUUGUUGUUGCUGGGCAGGGCAAACAAGUGUUAAAAACUAUUUGUGGUGCAAUAUCUUUAGCAAUUACCGCUCGGCGAUCGUCUUGGCCGCUUGAUUGACCACGCCAAAUAAACGGGAUUAGGGCAGCAAAAGGCCGCGGAAGCACCGAGAAUCGGUUUACCCAACAAUCAGCUUAAUAGGUAAAAGAAAUGAGCCAGCCGGAGGCCACCAAGUCGUCCACUAUCGCGGACUCGGAGCCGGACGAGGCGAAGGGCAGUGCAAAGCAGCUGCUGGAGACUUACCGCGUUUACGUGGUCACCUGGAAUGUGGGCAGCCGUUUCCCGGAUAACAUAUCGCUGCGCCAGCUGCUAGGCCUGCAGGAUGUGACGGCGUCGAAGGAUUCGGAGGUUCCCACUUCCCACCUGCCGGACAUCUACGCCCUGGGCCUGCAAGAGGUCAAUGCCCAGCUGGAGCAACAGGUGAUGGGCCUGUUCAAGGAGGAUCCAUGGACGCGCAAGGCCAAGGAGCUGCUACGCGGCUAUGACUAUGUGGCCGUGAAGACGGAGCAGAUGCAGGGACUGCUGCUCAGCAUGUUUGUGCGGCGACAGCAUGUCGAGCACCUGCAAGACAUCGAGGCGGAGUUCACGAGAACCGGCUUCGGUGGCAUUUGGGGCAACAAGGGCGCCGUGAGCGUUCGGUUCACCCUGUACGGCUGCGGCCUGGCCUUUGUGGUGGCCCACCUGGCCGCCCAUGACCAUCAGCUGGACGAGCGCAUCGAGGACUACAAGCAUAUAUUGGAGAACCAUCAUUACCAUGUCAAGCGGUACAGGGAGAUCUACGAUCACGACUAUGUCUUUUGGUUUGGCGAUCUCAACUUCCGGCUGCAGGGCGACGACUCCUCGACGGAGGUGCGGGAACUGCUGCGCGAUGAGUCCCAGCACGAGGCUCUCAUCCAGCGCGAUCAACUGUACCAGGUGCGCGAGAAAUCGCAGCAGGCCUUCCAGGUUCUGCACGAGCGCCUGCCCGCCUUUCCGCCCACCUUCAAGUUCCGCGAGGGCACCUCCGAGUACGACCUGAAGCGGCGGCCAGCCUGGACGGAUCGGAUUAUGUACGCCGUGCAGCCACUGAACAGGCAACCCGGCAUGCAGCUAUCCAUCGAGCAGUGCUCGUACAAAUCCCAUCCCGUCUACACCAUCAGCGAUCACAAGCCGGUGACCAGUGAUUUCACCCUGAAACUCUAUCCCAAUGUGCGAGCUCCAGGCGUGGUGUUCUCCCCCCUAACGCUCUGGAAGAUUGGCGACGAGAACACCGUGGAGUAUCGCAAGCAGGCGGAGUUCGAUGAGGGUCCCAACGACUGGAUUGGCAUCUAUCCGGCCGAGUACGCCAGUCUGGCGGACUAUGUUGCCUACGAGUAUGUCAACCAGGCCGAGUCGCCCACCUCUUCGGACUCCAAUCACGAGGCGGAUCCCUUUGACACGCCCUCGCAUCACCGCAGGGGUAGGCAUCAUCAUAAGAAUCGCCAGCGAUUGCGGCGACAACAGGAGGCCAAUGCCCAGGAGCAGGUGCGUCUCGAUUUCGCCGACGAUGUGGAGCUGCGGCAUGGCGAGCAGUAUCUGUUGAUCUAUUUCCGCAACACGGGAGUGAGGGGCGUGACCAGUUUGGCGGGCAUCAGUGGCGUCUUUGUGGCGGAGAAGCGACCAGGUUCGCCCCAUCGGACGAUGUGACAUUUCGACCCCCACACGGGCUAUGUGCAUUAACUGAGCCUACGAGACCGUCUUAAGUUUGUUUGUUUGGCUGUUGACUCAGCGUUACGUUUAUAUUUGUAAUUAUACAAUUAUCCAACCAAUCAUGUUUGUGUAUGUACUACCUUUCCCGCCGCCCAUUCCCAUUCCCAGUCAUCCCGCACCCGGAUUGCAUCCUGCCCCGUUUGCUCAUGUUCUUUUGGCUCUGUUGUCAUUUUGUUAUUUUUAUUUGUACGGUGUCAUGGCACUAGAUAUGCAUAUUAAACCGGUUUCGCAAAGGUUAAUUACGCCACAUAUUCGCGCUAUGACACACCCGCGCACAGUGGGUCAAAAUAAACACUUUCUUAAUUAGAUUUUCAGCCAGGUUAAUAAGCUGUUUUAGGAAAUUUUUUUGAAAUUCAGUUUCAAAUGCAAAUACAUAAAAGUUAGUCACAACCGCAAGCUGAAAAGUGAUAUUUUUGAACAUUUCUCAAGUAGAAAAUAGAAAAUCUAUUUAAUUUAAUGAUAUAUGCUUUGAUUUGUUCCAAAAAUAUUUUUUGUUUAAAUAUAAGAAUAGAGCAUGUUUCAAACUUAAUUUAUUUUUAAAAGUGCGCUUUAAGAAAAUGUAUUCACUAUGAUUCCACAAGUUAUAAUAUUUAUUAAGUAAAGUAGUGUCCAGUUAUUAUUUUAUGAAUUCUUAACAAAAUGAUAAGGUUUUCAACCUGAAACGGAAUAGACUAUAUACGAAUGACUUGAAAACGAUAAUGAUACGCCCUGUUUUCUAUUAUCUGAUGGGUAAACAUUUCAAUAAAUUAUUUAUGACCAACUCUUAACAAAUCAUAACGAUAUCUUAGAUAAGAACUGCACUUUUAUGAUAGUUGAAACAAAGUUAGACCACCAAUUAGACAUUCUAGGCAGUCUGUUUUAACCUAUAACCACCGUGCAGUGGGUUAUUUGGAGGAGCACUGGUUCCAUAAUUGGUAAGGUUUCAAACUAUUGUUACAGCCUACCAUGGGCCUUAGAGGUCAACAGGGCCCACUGUACUCGAACGAUUUGUGGUCCGAAAACAGAAAUGAUAGCAUAAAUUUAUGCCGGAUCGGUCAAUUGAAAUUCGUGUGGCUUAGUAACCUUCAACAACAAUUAGAUAACUAUUACUAUACCAUACCCACACACCCGAAGACACUUAACCAACGCACGGGAAUGCAUUUACCACAUACCCUUAUAUAUAGUAUAUACAUACGCCUUAUCAAAGUGUACAUUAAUCAAUUUACUUAAUCAAGUGAAAACAUUUACAAAUGUGUAGUAAAAUAUAUAUAUGAAUACAUAGAGCAAUUUCGCUUGUGGGAUUUCGGUUAAUGAGCAGUUGGAUGUAAUGGAAUUAGACUUGAUAAACCAAAUGUAAUGCCCAAUAAAAGUAAACUAGC
Molecule: messenger RNA, 3132 nt
Organism: Drosophila subpulchrella
Lineage: Eukaryota; Metazoa; Arthropoda; Insecta; Diptera; Drosophilidae
Product: inositol polyphosphate 5-phosphatase K
Exons: 2
Coding region: 197-1711 (504 amino acids)
Biological process (GO): phosphatidylinositol dephosphorylation
Cellular component (GO): cytoplasm; plasma membrane; ruffle
Molecular function (GO): phosphatidylinositol-4,5-bisphosphate 5-phosphatase activity
Source: RefSeq, a predicted model, not a curated record